GAAUGUUUGAUUCAGCCAAAGCUUUAGCCUUCAACAAUGUUCCAGAUCGUGAAGAGAUUAAGGGGGCUAUCUUCAAAACACUCAUGUCAAAUGGGAUGUUUGAUAAUGCUCACAUCAGACUCACUCUAACUCGUGGAAAAAAGGUCACAUCUGGGAUGAGUCCAACCUUUAACCUUUAUGGGUGCACAUUAAUUGUUCUUGCCGAGUGGAAACCACCAGUUUAUGACAACUCAAGUGGUAUAAAACUUGUGACUGCAACCACACGUCGGAAUUCACCCAAUUGUAUAGAUUCAAAGAUUCAUCAUAAUAAUCUCAUCAACAACAUACUAGCAAAGAUAGAAGGAAAUGUUGCCAAUGCAGGUGAUGCAAUUAUGUUGGACAAAGAUGGCUUUGUGUCUGAGACUAAUGCUACAAACAUUUUCUUGGUAAAGAAAGGGCAAGUAUCAACUCCUCAUGCUGAUUACUGUCUUCCAGGCAUAACACGGGCAACUGUGAUGGACCUUGUUAGAAAAGAGAAUAUUGUGCUACAUGAGAGACGUAUCAGUUUAUCCGAGUUUCAUGCUGCUGAUGAGGUGUGGACUACAGGAACAAUGGGAGAACUCACACCAGUUGUUAUGAUUGACGGUCGUGUUAUUGGAACCGGAGAAGUGGGCCCUAUCACUAAACAAAUACAGAAUGCCUACAAAGUUCUGACUACAGAAACAGGUGUUCCGAUACCAAAGCAUGUGGAAAAAUAACUAGAAAUAAUCAGGGUUUGGAUUUGGUUUGAUGAUUUCGACAGUUACAAAGCUAAUGAUGAAUGCAAGCUUUUAAGUGAGGCUUUUUGUACAGGGGAUGAAAUGUUAAUGUUUGAACUUAAAUUACAAAUAAAAACUGAAUGUUCUAUGUUGUGAGAGAUGUGAAAUUCUUGAUAACACUUGUGAUAUGAAAAUAAUGUGUAAUAAGAUUUCUCUGUUCAUCAAAA
Messenger RNA from Dioscorea cayenensis subsp. rotundata (Guinea yam), 964 nucleotides. Its product is annotated as branched-chain-amino-acid aminotransferase-like protein 2. NCBI's taxonomy places the organism in Eukaryota, Viridiplantae, Streptophyta, Magnoliopsida, Dioscoreales, Dioscoreaceae. Gene Ontology annotation, molecular function: catalytic activity. The record is from RefSeq and is a predicted model, not a curated record. The transcript is spliced from 11 exons. Gene Ontology annotation, biological process: carboxylic acid metabolic process. Bases 3 to 737 code for a protein of 244 amino acids.